AUGAUUUUUAGUGGCGCGGUUCAUUUUACGGUAUCAAAUAAUGAUUGUGGAAUCAGAGACUUUGACGUGGAGAAAUUUCAACUUUCAAAGCAUUUUUCUUUUCCCUGGCCAGUAAAUCAUACUUCUAUCAGUCCAGAUGGUAAGUUACUUCUAGUUGUUGGAGACAAUCCCGAAAGUAUGUUGGUGGAUUCACAAAAUGGAAAGACUGUUACUGCGUUAUCCGGACAUUUAGAUUUUUCAUUUGCAUCGGCAUGGAAUCCUGACGGCGUGACCUUUGCUACUGGGAACCAAGACAAAACAUGUAGAAUUUGGGACAUACGAAAUCUGUCUAAAUCAGUAGAAGUGCUGAAGGGAAACCUUGGAGCCGUUCGUUCAAUCAGGUAUACUUCUGAUGGUCGGUAUAUGGCUAUGGCUGAGCCUGCAGAUUUUGUGCAUGUAUAUGACGUGAAAAACGGGUAUGAGAUGGAACAAGAAAUUGACUUCUUUGGUGAGAUAUCAGGUAUUUCAUUUAGUCCAGACACUGAAUCUCUUUUUAUUGGAGUUUGGGAUCGUGUGUAUGCUAGCCUCCUUGAAUAUGGUUGGAAUCAAAAUGUAAAAUGUGAAGAAGACUGA
Molecule: messenger RNA, 612 nt
Organism: Vicia villosa (hairy vetch)
Lineage: Eukaryota; Viridiplantae; Streptophyta; Magnoliopsida; Fabales; Fabaceae
Exons: 3
Coding region: 1-612 (203 amino acids)
Molecular function (GO): protein binding
Source: RefSeq, a predicted model, not a curated record